Molecule: messenger RNA, 1438 nt
Organism: Perognathus longimembris pacificus (Pacific pocket mouse)
Lineage: Eukaryota; Metazoa; Chordata; Mammalia; Rodentia; Heteromyidae
Gene: C1qtnf7
Product: C1q and TNF related 7
Exons: 3
Coding region: 203-1102 (299 amino acids)
Molecular function (GO): protein binding
Source: RefSeq, a predicted model, not a curated record
CUGAGUUCAACAGCAUGAGCUCCAGGCUUCAAACAGAUUCUCAUGCUCAGACGAGCACUUUAUUUUUCAUCAGGUUAUUAUUUGCAUUGUUUUGGUGCAGCUUUGAAUAAUAACUAUAUUUCUGUUUUGAAUUUUUUUUAAUGGUUUCAAAAUUCAUGGGAGAACCAAAGCAAGAAAAUCUCAGGUUUGGGAGUAAAGUUUGAUGUCUGCAAUGCCCAGAAAAGAGCCAAAGAUGUUUGUCUUGCUCUAUGUUACAAGCUUUGCCAUUUACGCAAGUGGACAACCUCGGGGCAAUCAGGCCAAAGGAGAGAACUACACCCCGAGGUAUAUCUGUAGCAUUCCUGGCUUACCUGGACCUCCAGGCCCGCCUGGAGCCAAUGGUUCACCUGGGCACCAUGGCCGCAUUGGCCUUCCGGGAAGAGAUGGCAGAGAUGGCAGGAAAGGAGAGAAAGGCGAAAAGGGAACUGCAGGUCUGAGGGGGAAGACUGGCCCCCUGGGUCUCGCUGGAGAGAAAGGGGACCAAGGAGAGACUGGGAAGAAAGGACCCAUGGGACCCGAGGGGGAGAAAGGAGAAGUUGGUCCUGUGGGACCCCCUGGAGCCAAAGGAGACCGCGGGGAGCCCGGGGUUCCCGGGCUGCCCGGCGUGUGCAGGUGCGGCAGCAUCGUGCUCAAGUCGGCCUUUUCUGUGGGCAUCACCACCAGCUACCCCCAAGAGAGACUCCCCAUCAUAUUUAACAAGGUUCUCUUCAACGAGGGGGAGCACUACAACCCCGCCACCGGGAAGUUCAUCUGUGCCUUCCCGGGAAUCUAUUAUUUCUCUUAUGAUAUCACUUUGGCCAAUAAGCACCUGGCCAUCGGGCUGGUCCAUAACGGACAGUACCGGAUCAGGACCUUCGACGCCAACACAGGCAACCACGACGUCGCUUCUGGGUCCACGGUCAUCUACCUGCAGCCGGAGGAUGAGGUCUGGCUGGAGAUCUUCUUCAAUGACCAGAAUGGCCUCUUCUCAGACCCAGGGUGGGCAGACAGCUUAUUCUCUGGAUUUCUCCUCUACGUGGACACGGAUUAUCUGGAUUCCCUAUCAGAAGACGAUGAUCUGUGAGCACACGAAGGCACUUGGCUCUUCCAAGGCCACUGUGGCUCACACUUGGAUCUCAUCUGGGAUGCCGGAAGAUGGAACAAGGAGGAAGAGGCACCAAAGGGACUCAGAGGCAUUUAAAGAAAGUUCUGGCAGGUAUCAAAACAACAUGAAACCACCAGAGAGUUGCAGCCACACCAAGAUGAACUGUAUAGAGUAGCCUCCAGAUAUUGCUUUCUCUUGAAAGUAGUGUUCAUAAAUAUUUAAACAAAUUGAAGAUGUUAAAAAGGAUUAUUAAAUGUCCUUUAUGAUAAGAAUCAGCUGGCAAUGGUCUUGCCUUAUUAAAUCUUCAUAAAACUA